AUGGGACAUCAUCUACUGGAGACCCUGCAGCUGUUCAGACACAUGCACAGACUCAGGUUCGGGUCGACUUCAUCUCCAAACAGUGUUGUCAUGACGACUGUUGUAUUUGCCCUGAGACUGCAGGGAAAUUGUGCAUCUGCUUUAACACUGGAAACCACUCGGACCCUUCAGCUGCUCUGGCCCUUCAGCUGCUCAGGCCCUGCAGCUGCUCUGGCCCUGCAGCUGCUCAGGCCCUGCAGCUGCUCAGGCCCUGCAGCUGCUCAGGCCCUGCAGCUGCUCAGGCCCUGCAGCUGCUCUGGCCCUGCAGCUGCUCAGGCCCUGCAGCUGCUCAGGCCCUGCAGCUGCUCAGGCCCUGCAGCUGCUCAGGCCCUGCAGCUGCUCUGGCCCUGCAGCUGCUCUGGCCCUGCAGCUGCUCUGGCCCUGCAGCUGCUCAGGCCCUGCAGCUGCUCAGGCCCUGCAGCUGCUCUACUCACCAGGGAUCUGUUCAGGACAUCAGGAAAUCACAGCUUCUGCAACCGUUCAGACCCUGCAGCCGUUCAGACCCUGCAGUUGUUCAGACCCUGCAGCCGCUCAGACCCUGCAGCCGUUCAGACCCUGCAGCCGUUCAGAGCCACAGUGACUGAGGAGAGACGUGUUUGA
This is a messenger RNA of Knipowitschia caucasica, 639 nucleotides long. The record is from the annotation of a GenBank genome assembly. NCBI's taxonomy places the organism in Eukaryota, Metazoa, Chordata, Actinopteri, Gobiiformes, Gobiidae.